UGUAAAUGUGAACUGUAUCCUGAGUUGCAGUCCUGUGCCUGCAUUCCUCUCAUCAAGGAUUUGCUUGAAAGAGAGAAAAAAAGAAAUCAUAAAUAAUAACACAGACGCAGACUGGAGUACAGCGCAGAUCCGCCGGACGCCUGGAGGACUUACCGCUUCACAAACACGCCUUUUUAAAACGGACGAUCGCCGAAACGCUCGGAUAUUUCCAGGCUUUAACUGACAGAGCUUCAGAAAAGGACUACACAGAUGAGAAGAAAAAUAAACAGAUACGUCGUUUUAAAUGCGCUUUAAACAGGAAAACAAGAUGGCUGAUGACAGUAAACGAUAACAAGGACAAAACGAUAUCGUCCCCUUUAAGAACGAGGAAGGUAUCUGGAUAUAAUACAUCAAUAUUUUAAGCGAGUUUAGCUCGAACAAAAAAAAAAAAGCUCGACUAUUUUUAACUAAAAGAAGAAUGAAGGCAGAGCAGGGCUAUCAAAGCAGGGCAGGUGAGCGCUGUGAGUGACUAACCAUGGGAAGGCUGAAUGUCUCGGAAAAGCCUUUAACGUUUAACGACUACAGAUAGCGAGAGAACAGCCUAAAACUCAGUUAGAUAAAAACGAGACUCGUAUGAACACUCGUAAGCGUGAGCUGUAGACAAAAAAAAAGCUUCAGGAAAGCGCUGCCAAAAUGCGCAUGAAGGUUUCAGGCGUUUAUACUGAAAUCGCAUCGCGACUGUAGAAUGUGUCGGCAGUUUGUUCUUGUUUCAGCGACCGACUUCCUUAUAAUUACGAACUGGAUAAAAACAAGCAGUGCUGCGUUUUUUUUAUCUUACGAGUGAGAUAAAGGAGCACUUCUCCCACAGGCUAAUAUUUCAUCGCACCGUGUGCAGCAUUCAGAUACACAGUAGGCCUGUUAUAAAGCCGGGGCAAAUGUCAUAUGCUGUGGGCUCAGCUCUAAAUUCGUAUGUGAUUUUCUGAGAGGGGCUUUCGGUACUUUCUGCUGCGGGGCUGCUCGUUUCCCACCGUUUCAAACAGGAUUUGGAGAUAUUUCUGAACUCCGGGCACGGACAGCGGGGGUCACAUGCGAGUUUAAACUUUGUAAAUGAUUAUGCAUGCCUCGUUUACAUUUACAGACUGACCCCGUUUUAGGAGCAACGGUUUAGACUAUGCAGUAGUGGACAAUACAGAUUUAGUAACACUGCCAACUUCCAGCGCAUCGUUCACUGACAUUGUAGACGCACUGAGGGAUAUUUUAGUUGUUUGAUUUCACUCCAGGCGUCAGACUGGGAGGUUAAACUGCUGUGAACUUAUACUGAACGCGCUUUAGUGACGCAUUCAGAACGUUCAACAACUUUCCAUACAUUCUUCUUCCCUUUGGUGGUGUAUUUAUCAUUUGACGUCACAGUCGACUGGAAUGUCAGGGUUCUGUUCUGCGCACUUUGGUUCUAAUCUAAUAAGCACAAACACAAACACGCAGCCAGAAGGACGUUUCUCCUCGGAGCGUAGUCGCCUUCGUGACUUGGGGAGCCACGUACGUCUCCGGUUUGCUCUCUUACAAACCAGCGCAGGUUUGCAGUAACACGCUCGGCGCAAUCGCGUUGCAACAUCAGGAUUACUGAUUUCUUGCUGUGCUGCGGAAUUUGAUUGCUGACAACUUGGAGAAGAAGGGGCGGAAGAGGCGCUCCCUUUGGCAUGUUCACGUUCAUGGAGGCUCUUCAGCAGCUGCUUCUUCUCACUUCUACGCCUGUGUGGACUACCAGAGCCACACGCCAAGUUGUAUAGAAGGGGCUACAAGAAUGACUGUAAGGGUGCAUCAAACUCGAGGCUCGUUUUAAAGCACUUUUUUUUUGGUUUUUGUUUCAAAGGAUAGCUAUCCCUGCUGAAAAAGGACCAUUAGAAACCAUUAGGAUUAAACCCUAAAGGUUUUGCUUUCUAAUGCGAACUGGCUUAAUGGUUUCCAAUAGUUUCCAGUAGAAAAGCUUUAGAUCUCAUUGGGAAGCCAUUCAAUACAUUUAGAAUCAGCCACUGGUCACCUGCUAAACCGUUACAUUGUGAUAGCCACCCAUACAAAACAUAGCAAAAGCAUCAGAAAACCAUCAGAAACUCUUAAUGGUUUCUAUGGGUUUUUUUCAUCAGGGAUAAUUGACCCAACAGGCCUGGAUGUCUACCCAAACGGCUGAGAUGGCUGAGAACUGGAAAAACUGUUUCGAGGAGGAGCUGAUCUGCCCGAUCUGCCUGCAUGUGUUUGUGGAGCCCAUCCAGCUGCCCUGCAAACACAACUUCUGCCGCGGGUGUAUAAGCGAGGCGUGGGCCAAAGACACGGGGCUGGUGCGAUGCCCGGAGUGCAACCACGCCUACAACCAGAAGCCAAACCUGGAGAAAAACAUCAAGCUGACUAACAUCGUGGAGAAGUUCAACGCGCUGAACGCCGAGAAAGCCCCGGCGGUGCUGCAGUGCAUCCUGUGCAGGCGGGGACCUCCUCUCCCGGCGCAGAAAGUGUGCCUCCGCUGCAACGCGCCUUGCUGCCAGUCGCACAUCCAGACGCACCUCCAGCAGCCCUCCCCGAACCCCGGGCACCUGCUGGUGGACGCCGAGGAUGUGCGGGCCUGGAGCUGCCCGCAGCACGAUGAAUACAGACUGUAUCACUGCGACGCGGAACAGGUGGCCGUCUGCCAGUACUGCUGCUUCUCCAGAUGUGCGGCGAGCCACGGCCAUGCAGUCUGCGACGUGGAAGUACGACGAAAUGAAAUGAGGCAAAUGCUGAUGAAACAGCAGGAUCGCAUAGAUGAUCGAGUGCAAGACAUAGAAGAGCAACUGUACAAGCUGGAGUCAGACAAACGGCAGGUGGAGGAUAAGGUGGAGCAGCUGAAGGAGGAGGUGCGCAUGCAGUACCAGAAGAUGCAGCAGCUCCUGGAGGAGGACCUGGGGAAGACGCUGGAGGUGCUGGAGAAGGCGCGCUCCAAAUUCUGCCAGGAAAACUCCAGCCAGGUCCUGCAGCUCAACGAGCGGCGCCAGGAGGCCAAAAAACUGCUUAGCUCCGUUCAGGUGCUGUUUGACAAGGCUGAUGAUAUCAACUUCAUGAAGAACACAAAAUCUGUGAAAAUACUCGUGGAUAGAUCUCAGACAUGUACGGGCAGUGCACUACCUCCUUACAAAGCAGGCCACCUUAACUCCAAAAUCUUUCUCUCUGAGAUUUCUAAAAAGGAAAAGAGCCUACGGAAAGUGCUGGAAGCACCCUUCUCCACUCCUACACACUUCCUCCAGAGUGUUCCCGUCUACCCUUGUGGCGUCAACAGCUCAGCACCUGAGAAACGCAAGCACUCGACUGCCUUCCCUGAGAGCGGCGGUAACUUCCUGGACUCGUCCUCCUCCUCCUCCGGAUCUGUGAGCAAACAGCAGUUUCUGGGUCCCAGUUCCAGCUCUGCCGAUGGUCCGUCCUCCCAGCCGCCCACGAUGGCUCCCUGCAGUUCAGCCCAGCACAUUGUGGGCCUCGGUGGCAGCAGCAGCGCUGCUCCAGCUGCCCACCAUUCCGGCUCGGUCUUCACUCCCUCGCACUACCCCAACGCCGGUUCUUCACAGCAGGCCGUGCUGCCGCAGUAUGGUGGCCGCAAGAUCCUCAUGUGCACAGUGGAUAACUGCUACUGCUCCAGCGUGCCCUCUGUAUCAGGUCACCGCGGCCACACACCCUACCCGCGCUCAGGCUCUUUCCCCUGGACGCAGGAGUACUCGCACCCCCUGCCCUCCGCGCCAUCCAUGGCCCAGCCCCUGCAGAGCCUGUCCAUGCGCGACUGGAUCGACGCCUCGCAGAGCCACAGGCACCCUGAAUUCUAUGGGCUGUACAGCCAGUCUUCUACCAAACACUACGUCGCCAGUUAACCUUCCAGCAGCGUCAGGAGCACACUUUUGAUUCCUCUCCAUUUCCUUCUGUCUUUCUUUCACUCAUUGACUCUUACUUUCUUUCUGUUGUUUUUUUUGUAAGGAAAUGAAUAACACAGUACAUUGCAAUGGCAAAUUUUGGCACUUUGUCUCCUUUUAUAUUAGCCGACGCCAGUCGUGUCGCCUUCCCAACCACAUAUCUCAUUAUCUUCCAUCUUAAGUCACAAAAAGCUUCUGAAAUCCCUGUCUGCCCCUGUGUGGAGCUUCUUAAAAAAAGGGAAUCUUUCUAAAGAACUUAUGCGGUUGUGCUUUUAAAAUUACAAACAGAUCUUGGAUAAUUGCAGAUGCUGCUGACCCAAAGCAGAUAAUGUUAGCCUGUAAAUGGGGCCGGUUUAGAGCACUCUCCCUGCCCCCUCUUCCUGCCUUUAGGGUGUCUGGGGAGGAGGAAGCCUCUUUUCGUCAUGAAUUCGGCCUGUUGUUCACUGUGUAACUGUGGGAAAACACAUCUCAUUUGAUACAUUUACAUGGUUUCUAAGCUCCUUGUUAUUUUUAUUAACACGAAUGGUUGGUUAGUGGAAAGGUGUUGAUGAUUAAAGAAAAGAGGAGUAAAAAAAAGAUAAGGGAUGCCGUUGUUUUCAUAACUCACUUCGACCGCAGCUCGAGUUAGUGUGUGGCUGGUUGCUCUAAGCCGAAACCACGUGUAACUUAACUCCAUGCAGAGGGGCGGUGAGCUGGGAUUGACCUCUUACUUAAAUGCCUAAAAGGCAAGAGGAUAUGGUUGUUUUUCUAUCAUGUUUACAGUUACAUAUUCAUAUUUUUAUGAUUUGACAGGAGGUGGAGAAGGUUUUGUCUUAAUUCUGUUCAGGAAGGAACACCCUAAAGGAAUCAAAAAGCAUAGUUACAGGUUCUAAUCUUGGAAGGCUCCUCAAACAGCACUCACAGAAGGCACAGGCCUUUCAUAGACUUCUCUGGACUUCUCAUUCCAACUACUGCACCUGAAACAUUCUUUCCUGGAUUAUGCUUCCUGUUGGGUAUGGUUACUUCCUGCAUCAAAGCACAUGUAAGGCAUGUUCCGGAGGAUCAGUGACUGCACUCGCUCGUUGAUCACAUCUCCUUCUGCUUUAAAACCUUGUCAGCUCCGGUAGAGCCCAUGGGUCUUUGUGGUCCCUGUGUGGCACUGAUUGUCAAGAACAUGCUGAAAAUCUGUGGACUUCCUGUUUGUGGCUCUUAAGCAGUCCCAAGAAGCCUUUCCAUGCACCCAGAACUCCAAGAGGCUAAACUGGGUCUGGCUAUGAAAAAUGGCUGUUGACAUUUUUUCCAUGUAUUUUAUACGAGAGAACAGCAUGGACUGCUAAAGUUCUGAAAUUCAGUUCAUUGUGCUUCAAAAGAGUAUUAAAUGUUGGUUGAGAAACAAAUGUAUACAGUACAAUCUUUUUGUACAUAUUUUGUGCAACACAAAAAUUCUGGCUCUAAUCUAAAAAAAAUAAAACAGCAAUUACUGGAGCCAGA
Colossoma macropomum (tambaqui) is the source of this 5369-nucleotide messenger RNA. It is a transcript of the gene trim8a, whose product is annotated as tripartite motif containing 8a. The coding region runs from base 2145 to 3860 and encodes 571 amino acids. The transcript has 6 exons. The record is from RefSeq and is a predicted model, not a curated record. NCBI's taxonomy places the organism in Eukaryota, Metazoa, Chordata, Actinopteri, Characiformes, Serrasalmidae.